Stomoxys calcitrans (stable fly) is the source of this 3705-nucleotide messenger RNA. RefSeq names its product protein drumstick (gene drm). Bases 2267 to 2512 code for a protein of 81 amino acids. Gene Ontology annotation, biological process: embryonic pattern specification; embryo development; embryonic hindgut morphogenesis. NCBI's taxonomy places the organism in Eukaryota, Metazoa, Arthropoda, Insecta, Diptera, Muscidae. Gene Ontology annotation, cellular component: nucleus. The transcript is spliced from 3 exons. Gene Ontology annotation, molecular function: RNA polymerase II transcription regulatory region sequence-specific DNA binding; DNA-binding transcription factor activity, RNA polymerase II-specific. The record is from RefSeq and is a predicted model, not a curated record.
ACAAGACGCAGCGAGAAGUAAGUCGUGUGUGAAUGUCUGAAAAAAACGACGGGCGAAACAGUGAAAUUAUAUCGAGCGAGUUCAGACAAAAAAAAAAACGAAACGAAACAGCGGGCCGGCCUUUCUUUGUUGUUGUGGUUUUUUAGAGAUUCGUAAGAUCGUUGAGCGACUGACUGAGCCUCCGAAUCGAAACCUCUGGCAAGACAAGCAGGCUGGCUGGCUAGCUAAACUGACUGGCAGACAAACUGGACGGACAGACGACAUACGAGUCAGCAGAAGCAGAAGCCACUCGCACGCUCAACACAGGCAGCCGUUAAGCUGAAAUUUCGAUCGUAACUUUGCAGUUGACUGUCGCGCACGGAAGCGUUCGGAAGUGGAAUAUAUUUUAUUAAUAAUAUUAACGUCGUCUCUACACACCACCAACAAUCCAACCAAGCAACCUACCUACCGACCAACAAUCACAUCACCAAAACCCGACCACAAAACGCCGAAAAAGAAAUCAACCAACCAACCAACCCAACAACAGCAUUACUUUUCAACUUGCUCACUACCAAAAGAAGCCUGGCUUAUUUAGUUUCUUACCAGUCACCGAGCACGCACCAACAAGUAGUCCGUCAAUACUCCGCCUAACUACUACGCGUCCAUUUAAAACAAAUCUGCCCAAAAUCUUCUGUACCAGUAAACAGAUCGUGAACUACAUUUUUUUCGGAAUCGAGAAAAAAACAACAAAUUAAAGCUUAAAUUAAUUUUGUCAUAAAUUAAUUUUAAAUAGAGCAAAGCUUGAAAAAAGAAGUUAACGAAAAAAACCCAAAAUCAUUGAAAAUUAAAAAAAAAAUCAAGCAUAAUUUUUUUAUUAAAAAAUAAAAAAAAACGUUUAACUAUAAGUGGCCAUUAAAGACUGGGUAUUUAAUACCUAAUUUCAAGGCCUCAAAAUUUAAACGAGCUUUCAAUCAGAACCACAUAUGGUUUGCAGUAAUUCCCAAUAGUUAGUGGAGUCUUUAAGGAAAAUCAUAGCUAGAUCUUCAAAAUAAUAAGUUUGGUCUUAUUCGUUGUUCUGGCCUGAAAAACCCAACGGCCAAUCAAAUAAUUAAGGUGAAAUAUAUGUAUGUCGAUUGGUGUGUUUGUAAGUGUUGAACAAUAACACGCCCACAACAACCACCAACACCAUAACCACCACCGUAGCCGGCAGCAGUAACCACACCACACCACACCAUUGUGAGACUAUCAUCUCUAACACGAUCACCAUCAUCAUUAUCAUCAAAAGACUAUUUUGUCACCACCAACGACGAACGAGCGGCCACCAGGCAACAACAGCAGCAACAAAACACAAAAAGGCUACAAAAAAAAAAAAAGAAAAACGCCAUAACAAGCAGUAGACAGCAACAAAGUCUUCUCACACAACACACACAGAAGACACACCAAAAAGAAAAAAAUCUAAAGGUGUUUAAAUCACCAUUUGAAGUAACACGUCAGUCUGUCAGCAGCUGCAUAACGCGCUUGUUAUCUCUCUGCGCGUAGCCGAAAGAAAUAAAAAUUGUGUCGAACAGCACAAGCAAGACCACAGGAAAAUCAUAUCGUGUUUCCUUGCUUGGACCUAUAAAAAAAAACCACACAGCCAAUCAUCAACGUUGGUUGCUUUGAAAAAAAAACCCCACCAAAAAGGCCAUAAACCGCACACAUUUCAAUUAGACAAGAGUGUGCUGUGGCCACAAUAACAACAAAUAAAAAAAAACACAACAACAAAAAAAACACAACAACCGCUAGCAGCAAAAAAAAAAGGGGGGAAAAGCCCUGCAUUUACCCCUUCAUUCUUCCCUAAGCAAUAACAACAAACCUUACCACAAUAUAUUCUUAUCUAAAACCACAAUUGCAGCAGCAACAAUAACUCUUAUAAGCUCAGGAGUAACAGUGAAAAAAAGUGUAAUUCAUUUGUUGUACUCUUGAUUUAGGGAGAAGCAAAAACAAAAUAUAUAACAACAGCUAAAUCUCCUCUAACUGUCGUGCAUUACUCAAUACGAUAAGUGUUAAAUAUACUCUCGCUCUUCUCUGGUGUGUUGUUGUUAAGAGUUCUAGUUUGUUUUUGUUUUUUUUUCGCUAUUCCCCACAACCGUGAGAGUUUCAAAGAGUACUUGAGGUUGAGUUUUCUUUGUGUUUUUAAUCAACCUCCACCACACAAAAACCGCCAACCACCCCACCCUCCCUCCCAACCACUAAAGGCAAAACAAUAACAACAAAGCAGUUAAACCAAUACCACACAACCAGCACCAUGUUCGCUGUAAUGAGAAUCGACAAUGAUGACUGCCGGUCGGACUUUCGUCGCAAGAUGCGUCCGAAGUGUGAGUUCAUUUGCAAGUAUUGCCAGCGGCGUUUCACCAAACCCUACAAUCUAAUGAUUCACGAACGUACCCACAAAUCGCCCGAGAUCACCUAUUCCUGCGAGGUAUGCGGUAAAUACUUCAAGCAACGUGAUAAUCUAAGACAACACAGAUGUAGUCAGUGUGUCUGGCGAUAAACUAUAUACUAUGUAAAGCACCUCUAUACAUAAACACCAUUCUAUAUAUAUAUAAUAAAUAUUAAUAAAUAUAUCUAUAUAAAACAAAUUAUAAGAAAACACCUCUUUAAGGAAAGGAAAAGAAAAACACCAAUCAUGCACUUCAUAUCUACACCAACAUACCCACAAACACCUUGCACCUGCAUAUGUAGAGCAUAGAAACACAGUCAACAGCAAACAACAGCAACAACAAUGGAAAAGAAGACAAUUUCAAUAUGCAACAACAACAAUAAGAAUAUUAUCAAAAUCUUCAAAGAUUAAGAAAUCAUCCAUUUAACCAUCCAUUCAACACUUCAUGCAUCAAGACUCACCAUCAUUUCACCUUGGGGACAAUUUUCUCAUAUCCUCUGAUUAAAACUGGCCAGCAUGCUGUUUCUGAUACCUUUUUAAGGGGAAUUUUUCUCAAAAAUUUGGCACCAUAAAACUGAGUAAACUUUUCUGCCCGCAUCACAGAUGACUUAUAUGGCUCAUGAUUUGAAAAUUUCAUAAAACUCGUCAUCUUUAUUUUAAGUAGGAGCCAUGUAGUUGUAGGUGUUAUGCUGUAGUCACUGGUGAAAGUGUUGUGAUGUUGCUAGACCCCCUUAAAAGGUGAUGGUAUUCAAAAAAUCGAAAAUCACCAACUUUUAUUGAUGCCGGAUCAGAGGAAACCAGCAUGGCUUUUUCUUUUGUUUAGCAGUUGAAAAAAUUCAACACCAACUACCCAGGUUUGAGGGCGUUAUUUUAUGGAUGUUUUAUGGUUUCAAAUGGUUACACCACUCACACAUAUGUAUAUACUGGCUGUAAGCAACACCCACAUAGCUCAACAGAAGAAAUAUAGAAACGCACUAAUACUACUAUUACUAGAUAACUAAAGCUCUUCUUUGAAUACUUAGAAGCUUAUCAAAAAUCGAGAAGGUAUUCCUAAAGUAAGAGCCACAUCUAGUAACCCAGGCAUCCAAUAUUCUUUUAUUUCAAUUUCAAUAGUUCAAUGAAAUGAAACAUCUAAGAAAGCUAUGAAAUAAGUGAAGAAUUCGUAUGCGCAGGCGCAACGUCAUCUCUAACCAGCCAACUAGGCCUCAUUCCUGAUUUUCCUUUUUCUUGCCUUUAACUCUUACUCUGCCUCUCUUCUCUCUCUCACUCUCGCUAACAAAAAUUCAUACAUUCAAAAAGAAAAA